UUAAAACAUUUGUACAAAAAACAAACAUACAAAUUCGAAUUAACCAAAAAUACCUCAAACAAAACCUUUUUUUUUUGUGCGAAUAUUUAUUACAACGUGCGAGUGACAACAAUGUAUCAAGACGAAGAAAAUGUAUCAGUUUUCUUAAAUUCAUCAGCAAAUAUGGUCAAUCCAGAUGAUCUAAUGGAUUGUGAUAUAAAGAAAUCAAAGAAAAUUAUGCAUCAACGUGCUGGUGAUAUUGAAGAGGAUGCAUGUGAUAUACGUGGAGGAUGGUCGAAUAAAUUAGAUUUUUUAUUCUCUUGUAUUAGUUUAUCGGUGGGAUUAGGAAAUGUUUGGCGUUUUCCAUAUUUAUGUUAUAAAAAUGGAGGUGGUGCAUUUUUGAUCAUUUAUGGAAUAGCAAUGAUAUUUUGCGGUAUUCCAAUCUUUUAUCAAGAAGUUGCAAUUGGACAAUAUGUUGGUGAAGGUGGUAUGUCAUUGACGGGUCAAUUGUGCCCUUUGGCAUUGGGUGUCGGCUAUGCUACAAUGACAUUAGUAUUUUUGUUAAAUAUUUAUUAUUGUGUUAUUAUUGCAUGGACAUUAUUUUACUUGAUCAGCACUUUUUCUCGAAUACCUGAAUUACCAUGGGGUUCAUGCAAUAAUGAGUGGAAUACCGAACUCUGUUAUGUGCCUGAUUAUAGUCGCAAUGAAACUGAUAUACCAGAAAUACUAAAUUUUACAUCAACGAGGAAUCUGACUAUUCAAGUGACUCUCACUACAUCACCAGUUUCAGAAUUUUGGGAUCGUAAAGUUUUAGGAAUUUCGGAAGGUUUAAAUGAUUUAGGCAGUAUUAAAUUGGAUCUCUUAUUAUAUUUGUUCCUUGGCUGGAUCUUAGUUUAUUUUAUAAUUCGACGAGGUCUCCAUCAAAGUGGAAAGAUUAUAUGGUUUACAGCAUUAUUUCCAUAUGUGAUAUUAAUAACAUUAUUUAUACGCUCUCUAAUGUUGGAUGGUGCAUUUGAAGGACUUAAAGCAUAUUUUACACCACGAUGGGAAACACUUUUACAAGCUGGACCUUGGUUAGAUGGAGCAACCCAAAUAUUCUUUGCAUAUAGUAGUGGAACCGGUGCAUUGCAAGCUUUAGGAUCGUACAAUAAUUUCCACCACAAUUCUUACAAAGAUGCCAUAAUUACCACAAGUGUAAACACCUUAACAAGUCUAUUAGCUGGUGGAUUAACAUUUACAAUUUUGGGUCAUUUAGCAUUUUUACAAAAUACAAGUGUUGAAAAUGUUGUAACCAGUGGUCCAGGCUUAGUGUUUUUAACUUAUCCUGCUGUUAUGGAAACAUUACCAGAAAGUUUCUUGUGGGCAGCAAUAUUUUUUAUUAUGUUUGCAAUAUUGGGUAUAGACAGUUUAUUUUGUUUGGUUGAAUCGGUAAUUACUGGUAUGGUUGAUAUGUGGCCAAAAAUUUUACGUCCAAAAAGAACUCUAUUUACAAUUGGAAUUUGUACAGUCAUGUUUUUAUUGGGCAUACCAAUGACAACACAUGGUGGAAUUUAUAUUUUUCAACUGAUGGAUUACUAUUCAGCAAGUGGUAUUUCUCUGUUAUGGAUAUGUUUCUUUGAAAGUAUAUCAAUUUCAUGGAUAUUUGGCGUUGACAAUUUUUCACAAUGUAUUAGUGAAAUGACUGGCAAACGGCCUGGAUUAUUUUUACGUUUGUGCUGGAAAUAUUUUGCUCCAUUUGUUAUGGUUGUGAUUUUUAUUUGCGAAGUUGUUGAAUUCAGUCCAUUGAAAUAUGGUGAUUAUGAAUACCCAUGGUGGGGAACAUUAACUGGUUUACUAUUAAGUGCUGCAUCAAUGAUUUGGAUUCCUGGUUAUGCUAUUUAUUAUUUAUUAACGAGACCAGGCACUUUAAAAGAGAAUGCAAUUGCAGGUUUAACACCAAAUGUAGUUCGUAGAUUUAUUUCUCAAGAAUGUGAUUAAUGCAUGUAAUAGUGUAAUAAUAAUAUAUGCAUAGUUUAUUUACCUUUGCCAUAAAAAGUAUUACUA
Chrysoperla carnea is the source of this 2022-nucleotide messenger RNA. RefSeq names its product sodium- and chloride-dependent GABA transporter 1-like. Gene Ontology annotation, cellular component: membrane. NCBI's taxonomy places the organism in Eukaryota, Metazoa, Arthropoda, Insecta, Neuroptera, Chrysopidae. The transcript has 10 exons. Gene Ontology annotation, biological process: sodium ion transmembrane transport. Bases 112 to 1956 code for a protein of 614 amino acids. The record is from RefSeq and is a predicted model, not a curated record.